AUGAACCCACCACCAGUUCCUCCACAUUCAGAUCUUUCAGGAAUCGGCCAUCAUCAUCAUCACCACCAUCACAAUCGUCUGCCAUCAACUCCUGAGCGAACUCAAAGCCAUCAGCAGAAUUUCGUGAAAACUCCGAGCAGACGAGAUCUUCCGCCCAUUCCAUCUAAUCAGAAACCUUUCCAACUGCAAACCAACAACUCCAUUGACCUCGACAUGAAGGAGGAAAUUAGGCAGAGAGAGCUGGAAGAGGUGAGAGCGAGAGUCGCUCAGAUGGAAAAGACAAUGAGGUGGUGGUCUGACUGUACGGCCAACUGGCGCGAAAAGUGGAGCAAGGUUCGAAAUGAGAGAAAUCAAUCGAGAGAGGAGUGCAGGGCUUUGAAGUUCAAGCUGGAGUCAGUCAUCAAGGAGAAUGCCAACCUCAAAAAACUGCAACAAAAAUUUGAAUACAAAUUGAAACGUCUGUCCGAUCAGGAGGCUGGUCUAGAGACAAAAGCUCUGCAGGGUGACAUUUUCAAUAAUAAAUUUGAACUCAACAUCAAUGAAUUAAACCUUAAUGAAAGCCACACAAAUAAUAAAAAAAACAACAACGAUGAUGAUGAGGAUGAUGAUGUCAUCAUUUCAAAGAGUUGCAAACCACCUGAGUGUAAGCAAACAUCAAUAUCAACAACAACGACAACAACAACAUCAUCUUCCACUGCUCCAGUUCUUAAGAAUGAAAACUCUGAUGAUUUUUGGUUGAAAAUGAUUGAAGAUUUGAAGGAAAAACUAGAGAAAGAGACUAGAGAAAAAUUAAAAGUCAUGGACACUGUGAACGGCUUACAAGGGCAGGUGGACAAACUGACCGAGCAGUACGACGACCUUCGAAGGGCCAAGGCCGACUGUGACGAAGAGAUAUCUAGACUAAGACAAUGGAAGGAUGAGAGGAUGGAGACAAUAAGAUCUGACUUGGAGGAUGGCAUGAUGAGCGAUACCAACAGUGAAUUCAACAGCAAACUAACGGAUCUACACAGAGAGCUGGAAAAGCUGCAGGUUGAGAACGCCACGGAAUGGACCCUCAGGGAGAAACUGGAAACCGAGAAAAUCUCCCUGGAACGCGAGAACAAAAAAUUAGUGAACGAGUUGAGUCACGUGACCGAAGAAUUGAAUAGAUGUCGUCUGCUUACGUCAGGCCACUCGUCGACCAAUCAAAACGCGGCUCUGGAUAUGGAGGAGUUGAGUGAGAAAACGAAGGAAUUAAGCGAGUUGAAGCACGCGCACGCGAGGCUGAAGAAGCAGCUGCAGGACCGAUCGUCGGAGUUGGAGCACGUCCGAAGUCGAGCCGAGCACUACGAAAUGGAGGUCAAGAAGUUGAGGGGUAGGAUUGAGGAACUGAAGAGGGAUCUGGCGAAUGCCGAAGAUGAAAAUGACCAGCAGUCGAUGGCUAUGAAGAAGAUGCAGAGGAACAUGGAGGAGUUGCAGCAGCAGAUUGACAACUACAACCUUCAACUACAGCAUCUCCAGUCGAGGUUGAGGAGGAGUCGAACCUCAUUGGCUGGCUCGGACGACGGUGACGAUAAUCAUUCCGAAAAAGCCCUCGUCUGAUUGGCUGUUUUGUUUUUGUUGGCGUGGUCGAUGAAAAGAGUGUUCGAUUGGUUGGUUGAUUGGAUGUCUGGUUGAUUGGUUGGUUGAUUGA
Helobdella robusta is the source of this 1672-nucleotide messenger RNA. RefSeq lists its product as hypothetical. NCBI's taxonomy places the organism in Eukaryota, Metazoa, Annelida, Clitellata, Rhynchobdellida, Glossiphoniidae. The transcript is spliced from 8 exons. The coding region runs from base 1 to 1581 and encodes 526 amino acids. The record is from RefSeq and is a predicted model, not a curated record.